AUACAUAACGUACUACCUUUAACAAGGUACAAUAGGCAACCUUUGAAAAAAGCAUAGGGUGAGAUUUGAUAAUGUAAAAUAGUAAAUCCGUAGACGAAACCCCAUGUAAAUAGGCAUACUGGUCCAUGACACGUGGGAUCGAUAACCGCUUAAGGGCUGGUCGUCGUGACGGAACAGCGCUGCCAUUUCUGUAAAAAGAAAAAAAAAGGAAAAGAAAUCAAAGAGAAGGAAGAAUCAAAAGGACGCACGACAACGAUCCGAGGAAGAAGGAGAAGCAAGUGAAAGUGGCGAAGGAUAAAGAAGAGGUAGAAGGGCUGGAGGUCGAGGAGGUAAAGGUGGAGGAGGUGGAGGUAGCGACGGGCGAAGGAAGAGAAAAGAAGAAAAUAGGGGAGGCCGGAGGUGGAUGAGGCUGUCACGAUGCUUCCCAACGAAAUGGGCUUGCUAAUGUUUUUAACGGCAGUGGCCAUCUUCUUGGGUCGCUGCCAGUCUGAUGAAAAAGUUUCCUUUUAUGGGGAGAGCUACAUCUAUUUACCCACUCAGGAAGCCAAGGGUGCUACUGACAUAAGCUUUCGUUUUCGUACACAAUUGUCAGACGCCAUGUUGCUUCUCGCUGCUGGAAAAACGGAUUACUGCUUGAUUAAACUAGAAGCUGGUAGAUUGAAGGUUCACAUAAAUUUAGGUGCAGGUGAAAGUGAGAUAUCAAGUGCCCGGGGAUUGACUUUUAAUGAUCUAAAUUGGCACGAGGUCAAUAUCACUAGAAGGGAAGCCAAUAUCAGUUUGCAAAUUGACGUUAUACACGUCACCAGGUCUAUGCUACCGGGACGAUUUUUUGAGCUGAAUAUUCACUAUGGUGUCUUCAUCGGUGGACACGGUGACUUCAGCGAGCUAUUUCUAGGUCAUAUAGAGGACCUCAGAGGAUGUAUGGCAGACAUUGUCUACAACGGCGCUAGGAUAAUCGAGUAUGCAAGAUCACGUAAGAGCCAAUCGGAAGCAACAGCAGUUACAUGGGGUUGUUCUCCAGAAUUCGACGCUACACGAGCUAGUGAAAUAAGUUUUGUGGAAGAUGGGGCUUUUGUCGCCAUACCUAGACCAAUUGCACGUUCUGGCUCCAGGUGGGAGUUUGAACUAAGAACUGCUGCCGAGAGUGGACUCCUACUCUACAACACAGGUCAAUCAUCCUACGCAGACUACCUGGGAAUUGAGUUGUUAGAGGGUAGAAUCCGAGUGCUAAUGAACAAGGGUAACGGUCCUAGUGAGCUGAUGCACGGGAUGCUGGUGGCUGAUGGAAAAUGGCACAGAGUCAUCGUGGACUUUAAUCCCAGUAUGAUAACCGUUGGGGUAGAUGGUCAGGAUAAGAGUAUAUCCCUACCAUCGGGUGGGAACCGAUACCUAGACCUGGCGGAGACGCUGUAUAUAGGUGGAAUUGAAUUGAACAAAAGAGCACGAGCCCUAGGUAAGGGUAUCCGAUCUGGUGACUUGAGCUACAAAGGCUGCUUGAGAAAUAUGAUCCUUCACGAGAGGGCGAUUGGACUUCCUGAUGUCAAAGUCAGUCAGGGUAUCGUUGUCGGUUGUGUAUGGUCAUUUCCUUGCUUAGAGAUGACACCCUGCAUCCCGGAUGCGGUUUGCUCACAACUUGGCGUUAACUCCUUCAAGUGCACCUGCAAGCAUGCACUCUGUAUCAAGCCUGACUUCGCUGACGACUACAAGGUUUACUCAAACACCAAUUUACCAGUUAACCUGGAGAUACUCGCCCUGAGUCCACUGUCAGUCUUUGAAGGGGAACACGUGCCAGUGACGAGUCAAAAUAUUGCAAUGGUCCUAGACAUUGCUAAAUAUGGCGUCGAGGAAGAUGGUGUUGUGUUCAAUAUAAUCACACCACCAGUUCAUGGUACACUGGCUCUGGAUCUUUUAAAUACUCGCACCGAUCACGCCUUCAGUCUGCGUGACAUAAAUCAGGACAAAAUUCAAUAUAUGCACGACGGCAGCGAGAGCACGGAGGACAGCAUGAUCCUUGAGGUAACAUUGACUGCUGGCGCUGGUUACACUCUGCCAGGAUAUCUUCAAGGACGAUUGCAGUUUCCACUUCACGUUAAUGUUACACCAGUCAAUGAUCCACCAUUGUUGGAAAUACCAACUGCUAAAGUCCUUCGACUUGCUCAAGGAAGCAGGAAACGAUUGAGUAAAGAACUUGUAUGGGCGCUGGACGCAGACACACCAUCGGAAUCUCUUAUCUAUACGGUUCUUAGGAGUGAUAGCGAUGCUGGCCUCGUAGAAAAAUUGACGCAUCCUUCAAAUCCCAUUGACAGUUUUACUCAGGCUGAGUUAUCAGAAGGCCUAAUAGCUUAUGUGCAUCGUGGAAAUGGAAAAGCGAAUGCCAUGCUGGGUUUACAAGUGAGCGACGGUAUUGAGAGCAGUCAGCCAGCAUAUUUGCGUAUCUCUGCGUAUCCAUUACAACUGAAAUUAGUUCAUAAUACAGGGUUAGUGGUUGUGCAUCGUUCAUAUUCGCUGUUAACACCAGCUAAUCUGUCAUUCGCUACAAAUUCUGAUGACUCAAGUAUAGAAAUUCGGUAUGACGUCGUCAGCUUACCACAGUUUGGCACUCUUCAGAAACUAAAAGACGGUUCAGGUGGUGGAUCAUCCGGUUCCUGGAACCCAGUGAACCACUUUACCAGUAGAGAUGUGGAAAUGGGUGCAGUUCGUUAUCUCCAUAGUUCCGGUCGACCUGAGCAUGAUGAGUUUAAGUUUCAGGCAAGUGUCCGGGAUAUCCGGACCCAGCAAACUUUCGACUUUAGGAUUACCUUCAUCGACCUGGAACUUAAAGAGAGUAAGAGAUCACCGAUCAAGUUCUCCGGGGUGAAGGAGGUUAUGGUAUCAAGUGAGAAUUUGAAAUAUGAAACGAACCCUCUGAUUACCUCAGCGGGAAGGAUUUUGUUUCGCUUAGAAAGAGUCGCCAAUUAUGGUAUCCUUACUGUUGAUAAACGUGAACUUUUACAAGGAGAAUCCUUUAGUCAAGAUGACGUUGAUAGUGGCAGAGUGAGCUAUAAGCUUUACAAAAGAGCCUAUUCGGAUAUCGAGGAUGAAUUUCUCUUCAGAGUCUCAGCACCACAGUGCACUGAGAUAUCUUCAUCACUGAGGAUACAGCACCGCAUCCCCGAGGGCGUCGGCGGUGCCAAGAGCGUCGACAAUAUCCAAAACGUUGUACUCCAAGAAGUGGAGGAGGGUGGACGAGUAAUUCUGAGAAAGCCGAAAUUAAAAAUUCGCAAUAUGGAACCAGGUAUCGACCGGCUCAUCUACAACGUGACCGUGCAACCUGCUCAUGGUUGGAUUACCGUCGUGGAUGACUCGAAUUCUAGACUCCUGAGGAAAAACGCGACUUACUUCACAACCGAGGAACUUUCCGCGGAAGAAGUUUACUACGUUCACGAUGACUCCGAGACGAUUGAGGAUAAAUUGAGUUUCUUGUCGUACUCCGAAUCAGCGGACUUCAUGUACGUUGGACGUUUUGAAUUUGUCAUCAUUCCCAAGAAUGAUAAUGCACCUACGAGAUCAGUCGACGUCGUCUUCGAGGUGGUCAGUAACAGCUCGAAACCGCUAACUUCGCGGUACCUCAAGUACGUCGACAAGGACCUGGAGACGAGACCACGCGACCUGGUGUUCACUCGCAAGGAAAUUACGAAUGGGGCCUUAUUCCGUUUCAAUGAACCAAACCAGGAAUUAUAUGAAUUUACACAGCAGGAUCUCGACGACGAGAUCAUCCUCUUCAAGCACCAUGGAUCAGACAGAGGUCACUUUGGCUUUGGAGUGAGCGACGGUCAUUUUUAUACUUCCGCUCAAUUGGAAAUAAGAGCUAGUCCACCGUAUGUGCGGCUUUUACCCAAGAAUGAUACUGGAAGAGACUCGGUGGUUCAGUUCAACGGUAGUGUCAUCCUUACUCGUGAAGAUUUUCCUCUUGAAACGAAUGUCCACGUCUUGGAUAAGGAUAUCCGCUUUGUGAUUACGGAAAAGCCAAAGCAUGGAGUCCUCUUGAACAAGGGCAAGGAGACUGGAUCUUUCGAUAGUACAGACCUCCUUCACGGCGACCUGACCUACAAACAUUUAGGAGGAUCAUUAACAAAAGACUCAAUACAUUUUCGCCUAUCUGUCAAAAAUCUAGCCGAAGUCCAGAGUGUCUUACCGAUCAUCGUCUACCCUGAGAGUUACUGGGAUCCUCUGGAGGUUCGGCAUAACCAAACGAUCCUCGUGGAGGAAGCAACAAGUGUUCUGGUUACAAGAAAGCACCUGGAGAUCUUCCACCCUGAUAUUCCAGCAGGACACAUAACCUUUUUCGUCAAAGAAUCUCCUGAGUUUGGAUAUCUGGAGAUCCAAAAUCCUGAGGAUCACAACGAAGAAGAACUGGCCACUCUGGUGAAGACGUUUGAUCAAAGCCUCAUCAACGAGGGACGUGUUUACUAUGUCCAAUCCGUUCUGAACCAGAGUCAGGAUCACUUUGUCCUCGAUGCGACUAACGGAAUCAGUUGGCUACGCAAUCUCCAAGUUUCCUUCGUUAUCGUUCCUGACAAGCUUUACCUUCAGGCAGCUAACCUCACUGUGGUAGAGGGCAAGAGCAUAAUCAUGCGCGAGAAUGAUUUUAGAGUAGUGACAAGCUUCUACGAGGGUAAGGUCACGGACUUCCGGAUAACGGAGAAACCCAAGCAUGGACAGAUAUUCGAUUCAACGAAGAACGCUUCUGUGAAAAAGUUCUCCAACAAGCACCUCAACGCUGGCGUGAUCCUCUACAGGCAUUCAAGUGACGAGGCACCAGAGGAUUCAUUCAAAAUGCUCGCCAUCGCCGGGGACAAAGUUAGUGAGCCCUACCACGUUUGGGUGAAUAUUCUACCUGUGAAUGACGAACUGCCUGUUCUCCUGAACAAAUCAGACUUGAACGUUUGGCAAGGUGGCUCAGUGAUACUUACUCCAGAUAACCUAUCAGCCGCUGACAAUGACACCCAGCCCGAGGACAUCGUCUUCGAAUUAACUUCUGUGAGAAAUGGAUUCUUCUCUCUAGGCUCCUCAUCCAUGAUGAUCACAAACUUCACUCAGGAAGACAUUCGCAACUCGAACGUCACGUUCACGCAUACGAAUGGGACGGACGCUGAUUUUUCAUUCAGGUUAACAGACGGGGCUCACGAAACUGAGGAACACAAGGUCCGAGUGUCAAGUCAAGCAGUUCACCUUUCCAUUCUCAAGAAUAAGCCACUCGACGUCUUCCCGUUAACCAGGAAGCCAAUCUCCCUUGAUCACUUGCUGGCAAAUUGUUCGGAUGAAUCCAGACAGAUAAAUUUCGUGGUUAGAGAAUCUCCACGUUUGGGAAAGAUUAUGAUGGAGAACAGCGAGGGCAUCUGGUUGGAGGUUGCCAGGUUCACGCAGAAGGACCUAAACGAGAGUAAAGUUGUUUAUGAACAUACAAAACAGUUCAUGGACUUGUCAGCUAAUGACUCGUUCGUUUUCGACGUAGAAACUCACUUUGCCGACACCCUGGUCAGACGGAGAUUUGAAAUUGGUAUAUCAGUAUCCAGUGGUGGAUUAGAUAGAUAUGUUACCUCGAAGACGGUGCGCGUCGAGGAAGGUGGUUCAGCUCAAGUCUUCAUGAACAUUUCUGAGAUUGGCAAGUACCUAGAAACUAGAGCCGGCAUCGAGAAGCCUGCAAUACUUGUUAGAUUAAAUGGACAGCCAAAAUAUGGUCAUGUGAUGCUUCAACCUGACUUGAACGUGACCACUUUUACUCAAGAACAAAUGGAGUCUGGUAAAAUCACGUAUUACCAUGAUCAUUCGGACACCCUCGAGGAUAAGAUUCUCUUCUCCGUGUACCUGACACCUGGACAUAUUCUUCUAUGCAAUAUAAGUGUCCUAGUGAUUGUGAGUCCAGUAAACGAUGAACCGUUCAAGCUGAUAACGAACGCACCGUACAUCACAGUCGUACAAAAUCAAAAUCAGACCAUAACGCGGGAGAACUUGCUGACUACUGAUCCAGAUACGGAUGCUAGUGAGCUUGUUUAUGACGUCAUAUCCGGUCCAACCUAUGGCCGAUUGUUACUCCUCUCCUCUGGUGGUAAUUCCACAGAGGUCAAACAGGUGAAUAAGUUCGUACAGCAGGACGUUGAUUCGAACCGAUUGAUCUACGAGCAUCUUGGUCCACUUCAAGCAGCAUCUUUCUACUUUCGAGUCUCGGAUGGCCGCUUCAAUCCCGUUUACACUGUCUUCAAUGUCCACGUCCUGCCUAUUCGGCUAAACGUGACCGUCGUGCGUCCUGUACACCUUCAACAGGGCACGAACAUCGCCCUCAUCUCCGAAGAGAAUAUUAAUCUAGACACUAACGCAAGACAGGAACUGGUCUUGUACGAGGUUAGCCGAAUGCCACAGUAUGGAGUCCUCUACGUCAGAGACGUGGAAGCUGCAUCCUUUAGACAAAGCGACCUUCUCUCAAAGAGUGUAGUGUUCAUGCAGACAAAUAUGAGCGUAGCCAACGACAGUCUCGAACUCUCUGCGCAGGUUAGUGGCUUCCACUUAAGAAAUAUCCAUGUAGAGAUCAAGGUGGUACCCCUGAUGAUCAUGAAGCCUAUGAUCAUCCUAACUGGUGAACGAAACAAACUGACUCUCCAGUACCUGGACGCUACACCCCUUGCCCAAUUAUCAAGCAGUAACCCUACUUAUCAGAUAACUAGGAAACCAAAGUUUGGCAAAAUCAAACGGAUCAUACGGAGCUCUGGCGAACGAAAGGGUUCCAGAGAGCGUGAGGUCAGUCGCUUCUCCCACCAGGAAGUUGCCUCCGGAGUAAUAUAUCUUGUAUCCCGUAAACUUCCAACAAUAGAGGUCGAGGGAAUCGCAGACAGCUUUUCCUUCCUUCUAGUGGGCUCUGCAUUCCAACCAGCAGCAGGCGAGUUUACCUAUAGAAUAAAACUCGAUUUAGACGAUUUCAACAAUACCUUGGCUGGUCCCAUGGAUCCCGUUGGUCACGAAGGUGAGAUGGCGAUAGCUCCUAACAUGAGCAACGAUUAUCUCCUCAUCCUGGGUAUGCUCCUUGGUGUCUUCUUACUGGGCGUUGUCGUCAUUGUUACUAUCCGUUAUCGUCACAACCGCUACAAACACGCCGAGGAGGACAAACCCGACGUCGCAGCUACACCCGCCCUAGGCGUGAUGCCACUUCCGCGACCACCGGAUCAUCUCAUGCCCACGACUCCUCAUCUUAAAAGAUAUCCUAGUGAACAUCAACAUCACAAUAGUCUAACAGCCAGUACACCCUUGCCAGUCUUACCUACUGUACAAUUACCCUCGACUUUACCUCAGUGCAAGGUCAUACCUUUGAGUCCUCUGGAGAGUAUCACCGGCUCUGAGGUUGACGUCUCUGCUAGGUAUCCUUAUGGCGUGGCUGAUCCUGACGAGUGGAGCAGUUUCGACACGUCGGAUCUACCUACUCCUUCUGCAACAGGAACACAGCGUCCUGCUAAUCCUCUUCUUCGAAGAAAUCAGUAUUGGGUCUAGCAGAGAGCCAGCACUGGACCAAGGAUCACACGUCCUAGAUUCUAACAAUGCCAUUACUCUCUUUGUGAACAGUAGAAGUGUUCUGGUUCCGGUGCUUAGGCGCACUAAUCUCAAAAGACUUUCGAUCAUGGACUAACGUGACUUUUAUUAUUCCUAAUAAAAACGGAAUAAUGUGAACUUUAAUCUCCUUCGGAUACGUUAUAUGUGCGUGCAUGUGUUUUAUGUGCGUUAUCUGUGGUACCGAACAUUAUCAAUAUCUUUUGUUUUCGAUUUGAUAACAUUUGUGCCAAAUGCAGAUAUACAAUUGUUUGAGCAAGACUGAGGAAAUAUAUUAAGGAGACGCGAAUCCCAAUGACGAGAGACGGUCAAUGUAGGUGAAUAUUUAUGGGCUGAGAUUUAGAUAUGAUUGUAUGAUAGGUUAAUUAAAAAAAGAAGACCUAAAUGUAUGAAAAUACAUGGCAGUUCAGCCAUUUUACUGGAUGAAAAGGAUGAUUCAUUCGUUUACUAUCGAGUGUGACGUGUUCAUUUGGUUUAAAUGAAAAAUAAAACUUUGUUGAGGGCGAAACGUGCAAGUGCCCUUUGGUCAAUUAAAUUUGCCGUUUGAUUUUAUAUUCGAAAUAUAAAUGAAUCGUUGGCGAUACCAGAAAUAUUCUCAUCUAGUCUUAUGAGAAACAAGACGGUGGUUCGGUCAAUAAAAAGUAGCUGAACGUGUUUAACGAGAAAAGUAAAAAAUGCAUAAUCGACGAUUGUCGUCGAUUAUUAUGGGAAAGGAUACGAAGAAAUAUUGUUGUUGAAUGUUUCAAGUAAGAUGAUAUUAUGACAAAAAAAAAUUGUGACAGUUUAAUGAACGUUGAUGGAAAACGUGUGAGCGUUAUUUGUGAGAAAUUUAAUGUUGGGUUUUUCAUUUUUUUUACCGUUACUGACCUCGAUGAUUCAAGGUGUCUAAGAAUUUUCAUGAUAUUCAAGGACCUGUAUUUUUUUAAAACAUCUACCCUUUAAAAUCCCUUCAAGAUUUCACAGGAAUGAUUAGAUAAUAAUCGAGGGUGGACUUUUACCCUUCGGGUUUGAAAUCCACGGAAGAGAUUUUUCUCUACUUUGUGCACUCUACUCAUUCUAAAUGGAAGGUUACGAUUGAACUAGCGAUAUAAUAAUACCGUAUAAACUGUUUAACGUAGAAGACUGUUUCGUAAUUGAUAGCAUAUGCAUUAAUUGACAUUUAUUUUGCGUUUUUUCUACUCGAAUCACCUAUUUUUCAUUAAUGAAUAUGCUACGAGCGAACGGUUAGGCUUUUUUUACAUCCGACGAUCGAUAUCGAUCUGAGUGCCAAACUACUGUAAUCUUGUAACAUAAAAAAUACAUACAUAUACUACUCGUAGUUUUUAUUA
Cephus cinctus (wheat stem sawfly) is the source of this 8903-nucleotide messenger RNA. RefSeq names its product chondroitin sulfate proteoglycan 4 (gene kon). Bases 418 to 7518 code for a protein of 2366 amino acids. The record is from RefSeq and is a predicted model, not a curated record. The transcript has 11 exons. Lineage: Eukaryota; Metazoa; Arthropoda; Insecta; Hymenoptera; Cephidae.